Messenger RNA from Diatraea saccharalis (sugarcane borer), 696 nucleotides. Lineage: Eukaryota; Metazoa; Arthropoda; Insecta; Lepidoptera; Crambidae. The record is from the annotation of a GenBank genome assembly.
AUGUGUAUGGACGCAUUGUUGUAUUCACAGAGAGGCGUUGGCAGCCAAAAAAAUGCUAACUGCAACGAUACAAGAGUGUGUCAAAUUCAUAAUAUAAAAUCUCGUCCACUGAAUUCAAGAAUAUUUUCCGGCAUGUGCCAAGAAAUGGGAAGUGAUCACGAACAUCUUCUUUUACACUGUGAGAUUAAAUAUGAAGCGUUCGCAAUUGAGUGGUGCACAAAACGAAAACACGCAGAAGAGAAUAAAAGAAAAAUAGCCGAAACAAUAAGUAAAACAAAAAAGUUAACAAGUUUUUUCCGUCCCCCUCAAUCUGGGCCACCGCCAUCAGAUGAUAUUCCAAUUCCAGGGACGUCAAAAAACAGUGAAGAAAAUUAUACGAUUCAAGAACCUUGUGAUUCUGAAUUUGAAACCUUGAAUAAUACUGAAGAUAUAAUAAACGAAACUGAAAUUAACACAGCACCAAAUCAAGAAAAUGAUCCAGGGCUAUGGCUUGAAUUUUCAAACGUUGACUUGGAAUAUUGGCUAUCUUGUGGACCAAAUGACUGUCAAAAUCACAAUAGUUCAUUUGAAAAAUCCCGUCGAACUUAUGGUUCAACAUCGCGUUACUGCCAUGAAAAAGUAUUUAUUGGCCGAAAGCCUAAUGGCGAAAACUACAAAAGAGAGUGGCUACUUUAUUCGCCGUCUACAGGAUCGUAA